AUUCUUUGGUGCGCAAAUAGGAAUAUAGCGAUUGGACUGGUCUCUUGCGUUUCAGUAACAAAAGCAGUGGAGCUGGAGCGUCGCUGUGCUUGCAUGAUAGAACAGAGGCUAAAACAGGGCAGUUCUGAUGGGUCUGAACUAAAUAACCACACAACCUGUGCUGGAAAACCAUGGCUCUUAACAGCUUAUAAAGAAUAUUGGAGACCAUUACCGUGGACUUAUUCUAUUCUACAAUGAUAAACCUGUGCGUCAACCAGGACUGAGGCUGAUUUGGGUCCAGUCUAGGUGAUGGCUGAUGUGCUGGAGCUCAGGACUGAUGGGAACUCUCUUCUGAAGGCGGUGUGGCUUCGACGUUUGCGCCUUACAAGGCUUCUGCUAGAGGGAGGAGCUUACAUCAAUGAGAGCAAUGACCGAGGAGAGACGCCACUCAUGGUGGCAUGCAUGUCCAAACACUCUGACCAGCAAAGUGUCAACAAGGCAAAGUUGGUCAAGUAUCUACUGGACAACAAAGCUGACCCUAACAUUCAAGACAAAGCUGGAAGGACGGCCCUCAUGCAUGCAUGCAGCCAGAGGGCGGGACAUGAGGUGGUGUCUCUCCUGCUGUCCAAUGGGGCUGAUCCAAGCCUGGAUGAUCGUCACGGAUCUUCUGCUCUAGUCUACGCUGUCAAUGCAGACGAUAAAGAAACCCUUAAAGUUCUCCUGGAUGCCUGCAAAGCUAAAGGCAAGGAGGUGAUUAUCAUCACCACUGACAAAUCCCCAUCUGGAACCAAAACCACCAAGCAGUACCUGAAUAUUCCUCCCUCGCCAGAGCUGGAGGAGAGAACCUCUCCUGCACCGUGUGCCUCACCUUCAGAUAUAGAUCUGCAUGCAUCACCAUCUCCGAGCAAAGAGGAAGAGAAAGACACCGUAUUCAAUUUUCAAACCAAGUUUAAGUCAACCUCAAACACAGCUGCAAAACUCGCCAACGGACUUACCUCUCCCAGUAAGAAGCCAGUGAACCCCAAGAGGGCUCGUCUACCCCAGUUGAAACGUUUACAGUCAGAGCCCUGGGGUCUGAUUGCCCCCUCUGUCCUAGCAGCAGCCAAUGAAGAGAGCAAAAGAGCCAACUCUGAUGAAAAUGUUGUUGCGGGUGUCAACGGGCUGAGCCUGUCCAAAAGAGGCACUUUGUCUCGGCAUAACAGAGUUGAUGGAAAAGAUAUUCUUUUUCCAAUGGUGGGAGAUCAGGCGACAAAAAUCUCCCCAACUUCAUCGCAUCCAACACCAUCCAAAGUUUUAUAUGACAGAUCUCUUUCACAGCACCAGCCUCUGACACGACGUAGCACCGUCCCCACAGAGCAGGACGGCACUGGAGGAAACUUUGGGCCAGCUAGCCUCAGAGAUACAGUGUACCGGAGAAGACUGGGGAAUGAGCACUAUGACUCGGACUCCCAGCUGUACUCAGAUUCCAGCUUGCUAGACUCUCCCAAGGCACCAAUGGAGAGAAGAAAGCUCAAUACAUCCCCCCUUGCAAUGCUUACAGGCUCACGAGAGUCGUUAGACAGCAAUCCCAGUACCUCCUCCCCUAGCACAGCCAGAUGCCGAGCACCUGGUCUGUUGGAGCGGCGUGGCUCUGGAACGCUCUUGCUGGACUACAUAUCCCAUACGCGUCCGGGUCACCUGCCCCCAUUGAAUGUCAACCCUAACCCUCCUAUUCCUGAUAUAGGAGCCAGCAGCAAGCCCUCAUCCCCACUUGCAGCAGGAAUUAGACCAAUAGCUCCAGUAGCACCAAACUCACCAAAGAGAGGCAACCUCAGGACGAAGAAAAAGCUUGUUAGAAGGCACUCUAUGCAAGUGGAACAGAUGAAGCAGCUUUCAAAUUUUGAAGAGCUCAACCACCAGUCGUGAGAGUCAAUCUAUGUAGAUGUAGCAACUUGAAAAUGUAUAAAAAUGAAAGGAGUUUUAUAGACUACGUUGAUUGCUUAGACAGGUGAAAGCAGGUACCUGUAAUAGUACGUAAAGGUAGUAAGCGCGAAAUGUAGCCAUUUAGGGCAAAGGGAUAUUUUAUCAUUCAAUAUGCUAGUUUGGAAAAAAUCAAAAAGUAAAAAUGAAUCUAAUACCUAAGAGUUUAAAAAAGUCACAGAUGCAUAAAUAGCUUAUUGUGUUGUCAAGAUGAAGAUAUUUCAGGAUGCAACCUAGCUGUUAAAGAUUAGUAUAGAUCUAAUAUAUCACGUACCGUUGUAGAGUAAGCUUAGACUGUCACUUCCUACCACCCACAGAACUAAUUUUCAAAAUAUAUAUAUAUAUAUAUAUUGUUAGAAAUGUGAUUUACAACACAGUCACAAAAACACAACAAAAGAGUGUGCCAAUUUCCUUUCUGCAAUACAGUUUGUAAUCUCAAAGAGUAGGUGAGAGAGCAUUCUAAUUGUCUGGCGUAUGAAGAUUGCAUUUGACAGCUCCACUACAUCUAGUCCUUCUGCUGCAAAUAAAAACAGAGAUUCAUUAAGGCAGACAGGAGAGUGAAUGUAAAACCAGACUUUCAAAAUAGAGCAGAGAGGUAAGCAGAUCAUAUCCAUUAAAAGAGAGAAUUCCACCGGCUCCUGAUUAAAAAAGCUAGAAGUCCUGCAAGAAACCAAACCAGUUGAGAACUACAGGCAAAAUGAGGUACAAGAGAAAUAUCAGGUUAUAACAUUCACUGAUCAUUCUACACAUAAAAUGUUAGCUUUUAAAUGUUAAUGUUAAUAAUGACUGUGUGCAGAUGUAUCAUACAUGCAUUGUAUCUGGUCUAGAUUUUGUGAGAAAUACUGACCAUCUGUGAGAUAAUGAUAGGAAAAUCUGUCUAUAUUGUAAUUGAUUACAUCCUCCAUUGGUUGCAAUAACACAGGCAACAUUGCUAAUAUAAUUAUGACUUACUCUUUAAUGCAAAGAUGAUUCAUACUCAUAGAGCCCUUAGUUAACCUUGCUAGGUUGGCUGUCUACAGAGAUUUAAAUUCUCAGUUCGUUCCAUGAUGAGUUCAGGAGAUUGAAUGUUUGUAGCUAAUUAGUGUAUAGUGCCUUUGCAGGAGAGUAAAGGAUGUUCUGCAUCACAAAUUACAUGUUAUGAAAUACUACUGAGCACUAUUUAAAUCACAAUAUUACAGCCACUUUGCUGCAGGUAACAAAUCACACAGUUAUGGGAUGAAGACAACAAUCAACAAAAAUUACUUAGUAAAAUGUUUAACUUGAUGAAAAUGUAAAAAAAUCACAGUUAAGUCUGUAGCGGAACAUGCCUUGUGAAAAACCAAUGACUAUUGUACAGAAUAAAGUGAACAUAGGUUUAUCCCUUUGUCAGCCAAUGUUAUGUGGUAGAACAAAUGUGCCCAUGUUAUUUUGUGUGCAAAUGCAAAGUGCUUCAGAUUCAUUGCUGCUAUAUUCUAAUAGCCACUUGACUAAAAAAAGCUCUCAAAUAAUAAAUGUUCUGUAGUACAAGAGUUAGCUGGCUAACUCCUCACUAAUUUCCCCUGGAUUAAGACAUUAAACAAAAGCAAUCAGCAGAUGGAUUUAGGCUUUUGGUCUGCGAUUAUACAAUACACAUAAAAUGUGUCAUAAAAUGAUAUUUAAUAAUUCAUAAUUUAUAAUUGCAGGCAUUGUUAUUCAUGUAUGAGUGGUAAAAGACACAUGGACACAUGCGCACGAACCCCAAUUCAAACAAAGAGAUUUUAUCACAACUGUCUUAUAUCAAAACUGUGAGACAUACUAGGUUGUGCUCAUGUUUACAUUGGUUGAUGCAUAGUAUUUUUGUAUGUAGUACCUUGUAUAUUUUGAAUAAAUGUCUGUAACAAUCUGUACAAUCAUUCUAUUGUUUUAAUUUUUCAAAUGACUGAACGGGCACCCUCCUACCUACGGUAUAAAUGCAUGAUACAUAUACGGACUAUUUCAAUAUGGACCAAUGCAGCAUCCAGGUCCCUUAGCCUUCUCAAGCCCUACAUGACCCGUGGAUAUGUGUGGCCACAAAAGGAGUAGAAAUAUCUUUGUAUAGGCUCAAUUACAUUUACAUUUUACGCAUUUGGCAGACAAUUUUAUCCAAAGCGACUUACAUUGCAUUAUACUAUACAUUUGUUUCUAAGAAUGUGCAAUCCCCUGGGAUUCGAACCCAUGACCUUGGCGUUGCUAACGCCAUGCUCUAAAACACUUGAGCCACAGAAAAGCUAGCCAUUAAUUACACACUUCAAGAGAGUAACAACACAAACCUCUCCUGUAGCACUAUGGUACAAUAGCACCACUCGCGCCCUUAAAAGAGAAACACCUAAACUGGAACGCAAAUGGAAACAAACCCAGUUAGAGGUCUUUAAAACUGCGUGGAAAGAGAGUGCAAACUGUUAUAAAAAGGCACUCAAAGCAGCAAAGGCUGAGCACCUCCGUAACCUCAUAGAAACUAACAAAAAAGGUUAUCAUCCAAGGUUUUUAUUUAGUACAGUUGCUAAAUUAACAAAUAAACAGACAUCACCUGACCUGGUUAUUCCGUCGCACCUUGGUAGCAAUGAUUUCAUGAUUUUUUUUACAGAGAAAAUCGAAAACAUAUGAGACAAAAUAGUAAAAACUCAACCUCCAAGUCUGUCCUAUGAAUUAGUACCAACCAUCGCCCCAAAAGAAAGGCUACAGUGUUUUUCACCUAUAAAACAGGAAGAUUUAAUUAAACUUAUUGCAACAUCUAAACCUACAACUUGCUUAUUAGACCCCAUACCAACUAAACUAUUAAAAGAGUUAUUACCCGUUGCAAUUGAGCCCAUUUAUAACAUUAUCAACUCGUCAAUUAAUCUAGGCCAUGUCCCAGGACCCUUCAAACUGUCAUUAAGCCUCUUAUCAAGAAACCAAACUUAGACCCCAAUGAACUAGGAAACUAUAGACCGAUUUCAAAUCUCCCUUACCUGUCUAAAAUACUAGAAAAAGUAGUGUCCACUCAGUUGUGCUCUUUCUUACAAAAUAAUGACAUACACGAAAAAUUACAGUCAGGCUUUAGACCGCAUCAUAGUACUGAAACUGCACUCGUUAAAAUUACAAACUACCUGCUUAUAGCAUCAGAUAAAGGUAACAUCUCACUCCUAGUCCUGCUUGACCUUAGUGCUGCGUUCGAUACUGUAGACCAUAAAAUACUUCUAGAUCGCUUACACAAUUAUACCGGUAUUCAGGGACAGGCACUACAAUGGUUCAGAUCUUACUUAUCAGACAUAUAUCAAUAUGUCCAUUUAAAUGGGGAAUCAUCAAAUCUAACGCAAGUAAAUUAUGGAUUACCUCAGGGAUCGGUUUUAAGACCCUUGCUAUUCUCCAUAUACAUGCUGCCCCUUGGAAACAUUAUUAGAAAACAUGGAAUUAGCUUCCACUGUUAUGCUGAUACUCAGCAAUAUAUCUCAUCAAGACCAGAUGAUUCCUUCCAGCUAUCCAAAUUGGCACAGUGCAUCGAAGAUAUAAAACAUUGGAUGACUUGUAAUUUCCUUCUUUUAAAUUCUAAUAAAACAGAAAUAUUACUUAUCGGACCAAAGACACGUGAGCAGAAUAUUUCGGAUUAUAGCCUGCAAAUUGAAGGCUGCACUGUUACUCCAGCAAAUACAGUUAAAGACCUAUACGUUAUAUUAGACAGCAACCUGUCAUUUAAAAAUCACAUCUCAAAUGUCACAAAAACAGCCAUCUUCCACCUUAGAAAUGUUGCCAAAUUGCGAAAUAGUUUAUGUGUGGCUGACGCAGAGAAGCUUAUUCAUGCAUUUGUGACCUCAAGACUUGACUACUGUAAUGCACUGCUUAGUGGUUGUCCUGCAUCAUCAAUAAACAAACUACAGUUAGUUCAGAAAGCAGCUGCCAGAGUUCUAACCAGGUCCAGAAAAUACGAUCACAUAACCCCAAUGUUAUCAAGCCUUCACUGGUUACCCAUUAAGUAUCGUAUUGACUUUAAAGUUCUUUUAAUAACAUAUAAAGCCUUAAAAGGUUUAGCCCCUACCUACAUAACAGAGCUUCUACCACACUACAACCCAUCACACUCUCUAAGAUCUCAAAACUCAAGACUUUUGAUAACACCUAGAAUAACUAAAUCCACCAAAGGGGGUAGAGCUUUCUCAUACGUAGCACCUAAACUCUGGAAUAGCCUUCCCGAUACUAUUUGAGGGUCAGACACACUCCCAAUUUAAAUCUAGAUUAAAGACACAUCUUUUCAGCCAAGCUUUCACUUAAUACAUAGUUAAUGAACAGCAGCUAUGCUAAUUAUUCUCUUUCUGCCCUCGCCUCGGGGAUGCCCAUCCCGAGGUAGGGAGAGAUUCCGCCAGACCCAGAUGAACGUCAUAUGCCCAUCCCCAACUAGAGAUUAUGCCAGCUACAUCUGAAAAUCCCGUACCAUCCUCCUGCGAGAGCCUGCGGACUGACUGACCAUCCCAGCUACAUCCAAGGCAAUUCCAUCACCACCCAAGAGAAAAGCGACCAUCUGACCAGCCCAGCUCAGACAAUUCCAUCCCCAACCAAGAGCAAAGACGGACUACUUGUCACAUUAAUGCUAAAUUUACAAUAUUUGGUAUUUAAUGCUAAAAUUAUAUCACAUGACAGCAGUUUGAAGUUAUGGCUGAACUCAGUGACUUUGAAUGGAGGUUGCUGGGUGGGUGUUUGUGGGGAGGUGGGGGGGCUUGUUGGUUGUGGUUUGGGGUGUUUCAUUUGUUGGGACUGUGUGGGUCUGGUCUGGUCUUGUUUUGUGGUCGAUGUCAGACAACAGAGGAAUAAAGUUGAUUAUGCCAUUACUAUUUUUCCCUGGUUGUUCCUGUUGUCUGGUGUCAAUCGCAGAAUGGGACCGGGUUGGACCUGCACGGUUUCGGCGGGUGGGGCUUCCUGGGUCGUGGCUUGUGGGUUCUCCCUGUUCUUCGUGGACGUUUGCUCGGUGGCUUUUGGUCGGGGUCACUGAGUGCAGCUAUGACCGUCAGAGGAGAUCUGGCCCUCCUGGCUGAGCCUGGUUUCUUCCGAGGUUUUUUUACUCCAUUAAUCAUCAUUGGAGUUUGGGUUCCUCGCCACAGCAGAGCAGUGUUGGCUUGCUCACCGGGAGACUGCAUUUAUUUAUUAGAUAUUAUUUAUUAGAAUGAUCUUGCUUGGUCUAUAAACACCAUGCACUGUGCUUUGUUUUACCUUUCUGUGUUUUUAUGUUUUUCUUAUUUGCUCCUGUAAAGCUGCUUUGGAACAAUGCACAUUGUGAAAAGCGCUAUAUAAAUAAAAUAAAAUUGAAUUGAAAUGUGUAAGUACAUAAACAGAUUACAGAGAAUCCAAUUACAAAGGUGUUGCUUGGGUUUGAAGUAUUUGUCCAUGUGUAAAUCGACGAUUUCAAGAUGAAAACUACUAAAAGUAAUACUAGUGCCUAAAAGUGGAUUUUUAAAAAUGUAUUGAAAAUGACAAAAAUGAUAAUG
Triplophysa rosa is the source of this 7385-nucleotide messenger RNA. RefSeq names its product ankyrin repeat domain 34C (gene ankrd34c). Lineage: Eukaryota; Metazoa; Chordata; Actinopteri; Cypriniformes; Nemacheilidae. Gene Ontology annotation, molecular function: protein binding. The coding region runs from base 289 to 1884 and encodes 531 amino acids. The transcript is spliced from 2 exons. The record is from RefSeq and is a predicted model, not a curated record.